Messenger RNA from Colletotrichum spaethianum, 1281 nucleotides. RefSeq lists its product as uncharacterized. The coding region runs from base 1 to 1281 and encodes 426 amino acids. NCBI's taxonomy places the organism in Eukaryota, Fungi, Ascomycota, Sordariomycetes, Glomerellales, Glomerellaceae. The record is from RefSeq and is a predicted model, not a curated record. The transcript has a single exon.
AUGGACCCGGCACGCGAGGCUGAUGGAGGUGGCGGCUUACCAACCCAAAUCUCUUCUUUGCAGUCCCAUCGGCCGAUGUUCCUAUCCUCCCAGCCAGCCCAGCAGCCCUCUUGUUCGCCAACUGAUGACGACUAUGGCGGGGAUGCGUUUGAGACCAAGCACCAACAUGGAGAAUCCCGAACAACUGACACCCAUGCCCACUCCGCCUUGCGGGAAAACUGCCCGAGCCCCUGGAGACCCUUGGAAGCAUGUAAAGGUUUCGAUUUGCGCACUUGGGAUGUCGCUCCAGCCAGCAGGUCGGGGAGAACGGCAAGGAAGACGCCCUCACGCGACGACGGCGGUCGCAGUGAAGACGGCGCUUUCCGCCGCUUCCCCGACCUGCCCUAUGAGCUGCGCUUGAAAAUCUGGCGCAUCCACCUCGAGCGGCCACGCAUCGUCGUUAUCAGGGGCGUUAUGGACAGCUCGGGCAUCAAGGUUUCCGGCAACGAGUUGGGAAACGUCGUCUGCAACGCCCAUUGGUACUGCGAGAACAGGAGCCCGGCCGCCUUUCGCGUGUGCGCAGAAUCACGCCGCGAGGCCGUGUCCUUCUUCAGAAUCCAUCUGCCCUUGCGGUCACCGGACCCUGACGCCCACGGCUACCCGUAUCUGAAUCAGCGAAACCCGGCGUGGGACCGGAUCUACGUCAACCCUGACUGGGACCUUGUCCUGUAUCAGGGCGCCUCCAGAUCUCUGACAAUGCCCAUCCUUGCCAGCGACCUGCUGGCCUACGAUCCGUUGGGCAGAGGCGUCGCCCACUACGGCUCCAAUGACUGGCCAGAGAGCAUCUGGCAUGUCAAUCCGGAUCCCGGCUUCAGCAUGGCCACCCUGAAUGAAUCAUUUGCCUUCCUCCAAAGCUUCUUCCUGUGCACGCGGUCCACGUCGGACAUGGCCCGCCCGCUCGGUGAGGGCUACGUGCACGCCGUGACAGGCGAGGUUGGCCGCGCCGGCAUGCUUGAUUUUGGCAUGCACGCCGUUGACUGGACGCGAGCCUCGCGCUUGGUGGUGCGCACGCCGAACAACAGUAUGGUCCGUAAGGCCCUGAUGUUCGGCAAAGGAGUCGACCACUCCGUUGUGAACAACCUCGUCACGGCCGAGAUGACGACCCGCAUCCAAAGGUCCUUGGCCCAGAACCUCUGCUCGACGACCGACGGCUGGGUCAUCAGGCUGGCCUGGCAGCCCCCAGACCGCAGCAUUUCCCAUGUGAUGCACCUGACCACGGGCGUGCCGCGGCCGUCAGAGUGA